Messenger RNA from Dimorphilus gyrociliatus, 639 nucleotides. Lineage: Eukaryota; Metazoa; Annelida; Polychaeta; Dinophilidae. The record is from the annotation of a GenBank genome assembly.
GAAAGAGAGAGAGAGAGAGAGAGAGAGAGAGAGGGAGAGAGAAAAGAUGAGAGAUUGUAUACGUGUACUCAUGUGUACGUGUGUGUAGGAGUACUGAAAAAUUUGUAUGGAAGAAGAGAAGUUGGACUUUUACUUUGUGGAAAAGCGCUGUUGGAAGAGAAAAACAACAUAUUAUCAAUGAUGUCGAAGGACACUCCUGAUUUAACUGCUGAACAAAUAGCUGAAUUUAAGGAAGCUUUUUCCCUUUUCGAUAAAGAUGGGGACGGUACUAUUACAACGAAAGAACUUGGAACUGUAAUGAGAUCACUAGGUCAAAAUCCAACGGAAAGCGAGCUGAAAGAUAUGAUAAAUGAAGUGGAUACAGAUGGGAAUGGUACACUAGAUUUUCCAGAAUUCUUAGAAAUGAUGGCUAGAAAAAUGGGUGAUAGAGAUUCUGAGGAAGAGAUCAGAGAAGCCUUUAAAGUAUUUGAUAAAGAUAAUAAUGGGGUUAUAUCUGCAGCAGAAUUGCGUCACGUAAUGACCAAUCUAGGUGAAACUUUAACCGACGAAGAGGUUGAUGAAAUGAUAAGGGAAGCAGACGUUAACGGUGAUGGUCAAAUCAACUAUGAAGAAUUCGUUAUGAUGAUGAUGAAUAAGUAG